Molecule: messenger RNA, 1012 nt
Organism: Paramecium pentaurelia
Lineage: Eukaryota; Ciliophora; Oligohymenophorea; Peniculida; Parameciidae
Source: the annotation of a GenBank genome assembly
AUGAGCCAACUUUUUACCAAUCCACUAAUCUUUACCAAUUUAAUCCAUUAACCUUAGCUAUUUACAUAACAUUUUCCCUUUUAAAAUCCUCUAUAAACUUAUUAUUCAUAAAUAUAAGUACCAAGCAAUUUUGCCCCUUUUCAUAAUUACUAGAGUUAGCAAUAUUUAUAGUUAUAAUUACCAUUUAAUGGAUAUCAUGAUUAUGGUAAUGCUCUUACUAAUCCUAGCCAUUCACAAUGAAAACUUUAUAAACUCUUAAAAAACGAGUUUAGCAAUUGGAAAUUCUCCAACAACUUAUUAAAUUUUUAAUCCCAUUCAACAGCAUCUUCUGAACAAAUAAAAGCUUCGUGAAUAUAUUGUAUUAAUUAUUGAUGACUAUCAUCAAAUACAUGAUAUUACAUAAAACCUUAGAAACAUCAAUCAAACUCAAUUAGCAAAGAUCUUAGAAAUCUUAGCUACAAAAUAGUAAUAAUAAAUCAAGAGUAGAGAAGAAUUAAUCAAAUUUUGUUUAAGAAAAGCAUUCAGGUUUAUAUUUAAGAAAAUAUCAGAAAGAGAUAACAUAUCAAGUACAUUUAUCUAUAAUCUAUUUAGAAACUAAUUUAAAAACAGCUCGUUAAGAGUUUUUAACAAUUAUGGAGUAAGAGAAAAAGAUUCCACUCAUUCUUCCAUUUAGAAAGAACAGUAAAAACAAAACAAUGAAUAAUGAUUUUUUAAAAGAAGUAUUUUCAUCUCAAAUUUUCCAAAGUUUUUAUAAAGAGUUUUUAGGUAUUAUUUAUUCUAAAUAAUAGAUCAUUUAGAUGAUACUAUAUAAACAGAUAGAAAGAAAAAGAUUGAUAAACUAUAGGACAAAAUUUGGUUGAGUUUAAGGGAUAACAGAACCGUAAUAUUAUAUUCAAUUAAUAUAUAGACAACCUUUGAUAUUAAACGUCUUCCUUGGUCAUAAAAAAAUACAGAAAGAGUGAAGUCUAUAGCUUUUGAAUUGUUGACAUUUUCAUAAAAUGAUUAAAUUUGA